CUUAAAUUUUAUUUCUCACUAUGUCCAAGCUCACAAUGUCCAAUCACCAACUUAACACCUCAACACUACCAUAACAAAAAUGGCAUAAAUUUCACGUAACUUUUUUGCCUAUCAUACUUUACGUAUUUAUUUGAAAUGCAUCGGCUAUUACGUUAAGAAUUAUAUGUACUGUGUAGUUAUUCAUAAUUUCUAUAUUUUCAUUAAUCGUUAAAAUCAAACAUUUUGUAACGACUUAUGUAAAUCUAUUAUCACGAAUAUUAGAAGCAUCAAUCGCAUGAAGCUUAACCUCAGUUUUAAAAGUUCAAAAAACAAAUGCUUCUUUUUUGCCCAACUUGUGGUAAUGUUUUGCAUAUAGAAGAGGGCACGAUUUCUUUACGUUUUGCUUGCAAUACGUGUCCUUAUAUUUGUAACAUUAAUCGUAGAGUGAGUAGCCGGACUUAUCCUAAACUCAAAGAAGUUGAUGAUGUGCUCGGUGGCUCUGCUGCAUGGGAAAAUGUAGAUUCCACCGAAGAACGCUGUCCAAAAUGCUCCCAUCCGAGAGCCUAUUUUAUGCAAAUACAAACUAGAUCCGCGGAUGAGCCUAUGACAACUUUCUACAAAUGCUGUAAUUCUCAAUGUAGUCAUAAUUGGCGUGAAUAGGAAAUUCUAUUAACACUGAGAAAGUAAGCUAUGAAUCUCCGCUUAAAGUUAAAUGUAAUAACUCCAAAUGCGAUGGGUCCAAUAAAGGAACGAUUGAAUAAAGCCAAAA
This is a messenger RNA of Ceratosolen solmsi marchali, 748 nucleotides long. RefSeq names its product RNA polymerase III subunit K (gene Polr3K). Bases 313 to 639 code for a protein of 108 amino acids. Lineage: Eukaryota; Metazoa; Arthropoda; Insecta; Hymenoptera; Agaonidae. Gene Ontology annotation, cellular component: RNA polymerase III complex. Gene Ontology annotation, molecular function: nucleic acid binding; zinc ion binding. Gene Ontology annotation, biological process: termination of RNA polymerase III transcription; DNA-templated transcription. The record is from RefSeq and is a predicted model, not a curated record. The transcript is spliced from 2 exons.